Molecule: messenger RNA, 2130 nt
Organism: Trichoderma harzianum CBS 226.95
Lineage: Eukaryota; Fungi; Ascomycota; Sordariomycetes; Hypocreales; Hypocreaceae
Exons: 3
Coding region: 1-2130 (709 amino acids)
Biological process (GO): DNA-templated transcription; regulation of DNA-templated transcription
Molecular function (GO): DNA-binding transcription factor activity, RNA polymerase II-specific; zinc ion binding; DNA binding
Source: RefSeq, a predicted model, not a curated record
AUGUCUGAUAGGCAAGGUGGUAAGCGCCGUAUUCUGGCCCGUAGCUGCGAGUUCUGUCGCAUACGAAAAGUCCGUUGCAGCGCACAGAAGCCAUCCUGUGCAUCUUGUCUGAAGCACGGGAAAGAAUGCGUCUACAUACAUCAAGCACCAAAGGCAAGGUACAGUCAUCAAUUGAGCCCUAACCUAGAAGACAGGCCUACACGGGCCAUGCUGGACGAUUUGCGAGCAGAAAAUGAGUACUUGAAAAGACAAAUCCGACAAAUCAAGGAAACGGGGCAGUUAGAGAAAUCUGACACCAAUAUUGAGCCAGCACAGACGGCUGAUGAGCGUCUGAAGUCGUGGCGUGAUCUUUGCGAGGAACGAUCAAGGGCCAGCACUCCCAACCACUCAUCCCCCUAUUUAUGGACUGAUGAGGGGGGAAAUGUAAAUGUAUUCGGUCCUUCUUCUGCUCUUCAGUCGUGUAUCAAACCAGAAGAGCACCAGGAUCCGGUAGCUUUGGUAUACGUGCGAAACGGACUUUUGGCCAACGCUGUUCUUUCGAGGCAACAAGAACAUCGCCUACGACUUUUGAGCUCGUUAGAUGGAGUGCCCAUAGAUCUUGCGAUUCAUCUACUCGACUUACACUGGAACCGGCAACAUCACACUUUUCUCUUGACAUAUCGCCCGGCAUUAAUGCGCGACAUCGCGCAGGGGGGUCGAUUCUCGUCCAAAUUUCUCCUCAACGCUAUAUUUGCCUGUGCGAGCAAAUUUUCUUGUCGAUUGGAAGUCUUGGACGACCCAACGGAUCCGAGUACCUCGGGAGGACGCUUCUUUAAACGUUGUGAUGAGCUGAUGUCCAGUGGCAACUUAUUACUAUCGCCCAGCUUACCAACAAUAGUUGGCCUUUUGCUCUUAGGGGGGACCUACAACGCCAAGGGAAUGACAACUAAAGCAUGGCUGCUGACAGGGGCUGCGUCGCGCAUGGUCUACGAUCUAGGGCUUCAUCUCAACCACAAAAUUACGCUGGAGAAUGCAGAGGAGGUUGAGAUCUAUCGGCGUGUGUUCUGGGGCGCUUUUAUUUGCGACAAGCUUCAGAGUCUGUAUCUUGGUCGCCCAGUUGCCAUCAGACCUCGCGAUGCCCAUGUAUCCCACGAGCUGAAUGACAUUAUGGAGGAGAAUGAGCCAUGGGCUCCAUAUGUCGACCCCGUUACUCCUAGCAGCUCUUCUCAGACGCCAAGCAUUCCCUACGGUCCUAUACACUCUGUCUCUUGUUUCCAACAGCUUUGCCUACUAUUCAAGAUCGUUUCACGUAUCAUAGAUAAUUUCUAUGUGGUUGGAGCGACCCCAGCCGAAGCCAUGGCGAGCUUGGAUGGUAUAGAUGCGGCGCUGAACAAGUGGGAAGCAAAUCUUCCCAGUCCUAUUCAGUUAGAUCCUUCAUCAGGAGCUUCUCUGAAUAGCCGUCGUGCGGUUCCUAACAUACUCGCAUUACACAUCAUCUAUAACGCAGUCAUAAUUCUUCUCCAUCGACCACUUCUUGCUGAGGGUCACUUGAAUCUACCAUCAGGAGCUCCCACUGCAUCUUGGAAGAGAUGCACCAUAGCUGCAAGGAAUAUCACAAAUAUUGCCCAAGAAUACAGGGCUAGAUACAGUCUACGAUCAGCUCCAUACCUCAUUAGCUACGGGGUUUACGUGGCUUGCACCAUCCACGUGCGAAAUGCAGCGGCAGUUGGAGGAAGGGAUAGUGAUCACUCGACUCUCUUAACGUGGAGCCUCAGAUGCUUAGAGGAGCUGUCGAUACCUAAUUCAGCAGUUUCGCGUCCCAUUAUAAUCAUCAAAAAAUUGAUGGAAGCAAAAGGGGUUGCAAUCUCGCCUGGAGACGAUGGAAUUGAUUGCCCAGACAUGGGACCAAAUGAUGCAGAUGCAUCGUUGCCUCAAGAGGCGGAUGUCGAAAAUCCUGGGUUUCCAUUGCCUCUUUCUGAUGAAUAUAUAGAAGGAGGAGACUGGGACUGGGGCAAUUGGAAUGGGUCUUUCAAUGAAGACGUUCUGUAUGGGUUCAUGGGCAGCCAGUCUCACUCUUUCGGUGACAUGCUGCCGGACAUGGUGGGCAUGAAUACCGAUAUACCUUCAGAUGAUGGUCAGCAUAUGUCGUAG